AGAAUGAGCAAGUUUCAGCGCAAACUUUCUUUUGCUUCAGGAACGACGAUCAGUUGGUUGGAACCGAAGAUAUCUCUGGCAAACCACUUUAAAAAUGGAGCGGCUCAGAAUUUCCCAGCAGGGAUAAACAAGCCAGCAUCUGUCAGAGAAGAGCAGUCCAUUGCAGAGCCCUGCCAGCUAACAAGGGAACCUGAAGAAAUAAAUCCAGAUGAGGAGCUGGAGGAUAUCUGUGAUGAUAAAGAAGAUGAUCUAGGAGCAGUGGAAGAACAGCGCAGUGUUAUCUUGCAUCUCUUAUCUCAGCUGAAACUUGGCAUGGACUUAACAAGAGUGGUUCUUCCCACUUUUAUUUUAGAGAAGCGUUCGUUGUUGGAGAUGUAUGCAGACUUCAUGUCCCAUCCAGAUCUCUUCAUUGCAAUCACAAAUGGCACUACCCCUGAGGAGAGGAUGAUCCGCUUUGUUGAGUAUUAUCUCACUUCAUUUCACGAAGGUCGCAAAGGAGCUAUUGCAAAGAAACCAUACAAUCCAAUCAUUGGGGAAACGUUUCACUGCUCCUGGAGGAUGCCGAAGAGCGAUGUAGCCACUGAUGCCGGCAGUAACUUCUCUGCUCAUUCCCCUUCAGAGCAAGUAACUCUGUCUAAAGAUGUGGAAGGCCAAACAGAGCUGGACUACUAUACAGUAAAAUUUGUAGCCGAGCAAGUGUCCCACCAUCCUCCUGUCUCAGGGUUUUAUGCUGAAUGCAUAGAAAGAAAGAUGUGUGUCAAUGCCCAUGUCUGGACAAAAAGUAAAUUCUUAGGAAUGUCAAUAGGAGUGACAAUGAUUGGUGAGGGUCUCUUAAGUCUCUUGGAACAUGGAGAGGAAUACACGUUCUCUCUGCCCUGUGCAUAUGCUCGGUCAAUUUUAACCGUUCCUUGGGUAGAACUGGGAGGAAAAGUCAACAUUAACUGUGUGAAGACUGGGUAUUCUGCAAGUAUUAACUUUCACACCAAGCCCUUCUAUGGUGGCAAAUUGCAUCGAGUCACGGGUGAAGUGAAGCAGAACAUGACGAACACAGUGGUGUGCAGAGUGCAAGGGGAGUGGAACAGCGUACUUGAGUUCACCUACAGCAAUGGGGAGACAAAAUACGUGGACUUGACAAAGCUGUCUGUGACAAGAAAACGAGUCCGACCCCUUGAGAAACAAGGACCGUUUGAAUCAAGGAGGUUGUGGCAGCAUGUAACAGAGUCUCUGCGGGAUGGAGACAUUGAUAAGGCUACAGAGCACAAACGAGCCCUUGAAGAACAACAGAGGAAUGAAGAGAGGCUUCGUGCUGAAACAGAAACACCUUGGUGUACUAAAUACUUCCUUAAAGAAGGAGAUGGCUGGGUUUAUCAUAAACCCCUCUGGAAAACAGUCUCUGCUGCGCAAACUCAGCAAGCGGACGCUAACUAG
Messenger RNA from Cariama cristata (Red-legged seriema), 1428 nucleotides. Its product is annotated as oxysterol-binding protein-related protein 11-like. The transcript is spliced from 7 exons. Gene Ontology annotation, cellular component: membrane; cytosol; intracellular membrane-bounded organelle. The record is from RefSeq and is a predicted model, not a curated record. NCBI's taxonomy places the organism in Eukaryota, Metazoa, Chordata, Aves, Cariamiformes, Cariamidae. Gene Ontology annotation, molecular function: sterol binding. The annotation marks the transcript as partial.